Molecule: messenger RNA, 3620 nt
Organism: Cyprinodon variegatus (sheepshead minnow)
Lineage: Eukaryota; Metazoa; Chordata; Actinopteri; Cyprinodontiformes; Cyprinodontidae
Gene: mcm9
Product: minichromosome maintenance 9 homologous recombination repair factor
Exons: 15
Coding region: 90-2810 (906 amino acids)
Biological process (GO): double-strand break repair via homologous recombination
Cellular component (GO): nucleus; MCM complex
Molecular function (GO): single-stranded DNA binding; ATP hydrolysis activity; ATP binding
Source: RefSeq, a predicted model, not a curated record
AAGAAGAAGAAGAAGAAGAAGAAGAAGAAGCCGCGUAAUGUGAAGUUUGGAAGCUCAGCGGCUUGUGAAGCAGAGCUCACCGCCUCGCCAUGCUGAUUAACCCGGAGGAAGAGGCCCUGAUUGGUCGAGUGUUUGAGACCUAUUUGACGGAGCAUCAUCAGGAUGAGCUUCUGCAGCUCCUCACCGACAUAAAUGAAGACUCUCAUCGCUCCGUCGUGGUCAACGCCAUGACGCUGUUUGAAGCCAAUAUGGAGGUUGGGGACUAUUUCAAUGCAUACCCAGAAGAUGUGCUGGCGGUGUUUGAUGAGGUGUUACAGAAGAAAGCUUUGGAGCUAGCAGAUGAUGCUUCCCUCAAAGACAGAAGACCAGGAUCCAGACAGAGGCAGAUCUAUCACACCCGCAUCACAGGUCUCCCGGUGUGUCCAGAACUAACCAGACAUACCAUCCCCAGGUCCAGAGAUGUGGGUCAUUUUCUGUCUGUGACUGGUACCGUCAUACGCACCAGUGUGGCUAAGGUUCUGGAGUUUGAACGGGACUACAUCUGCUCAAAGUGCAGACAUGUUUUCAAGGCGCAGGCAGAUUUUGAACAGUUCUAUACCUUUGUCCAGCCGGUCGGCUGCCCCAAUCCUGCUGGCUGCAAUUCCUCUAAGUUCAGCUGUCUGUCUGAAGCAUCUGAGCCUGCCGCCUGCAGAGACUAUCAAGAAAUCAAGAUCCAGGAGCAAGUGCAGCGGCUGGCGGUGGGCAGUGUUCCUCGCUCCUUAGUGGUGGUUCUGGAGGACGACCUAGUUGACAGCUGUAAAUCUGGUGAUGACAUAACAGUGUAUGGUGUGAUGUGUCUCCGCUGGAAGCCCCUUCAUGAUGGCUCCCCCUGUGAUGUGGAGCUGGUCCUGAGAGCUAACAACAUUGAAGCUAACAACCAGCAGGCUGCUGCUGCUCUGCUGGUUAGAGAUGUUCAGAAGGAGUUUGAAGACUUCUGGGACGGCUACAAGCACAACCCACUGGCUGGGAGGAAUGAGAUCCUGUUGAGUCUGUGUCCACAGGUGUUUGGCAUGUAUGUGAUCAAGCUGGCUGUGGCCAUGGUGCUGGCUGGAGGGGUGCCCAGAAUCGACUCCUCUGGGACCAAAGUUAGAGGAGAGUGCCACAUGUUGCUGGUUGGGGAUCCUGGGACUGGGAAGUCUCAGUUCCUGAAAUAUGCAGCCAAGGUUAUACCCCGGUCAGUUCUGACAGCUGGAAUUGGAUCUACCAGUGCUGGCCUGACGGUGGCUGCAGUGAAGGAUGGAGGUGACUGGCACCUGGAAGCUGGAGCCUUGGUCCUGUCUGACGGCGGUUUGUGCUGCAUCGAUGAGUUCAACAGCAUCAAGGAGCAGGACCGCAUCAGCAUUCAUGAAGCCAUGGAGCAGCAGUCCAUCAGCGUGGCCAAAGCCGGAAUGGUCUGUAAGCUGAACACUCGGACCACCAUCCUGGCAGCUACAAAUCCUAAAGGCCAGUAUGACUCCAGUGAGCCCCUGUCUGUGAACGUGGCGUUGGCCAGUCCUUUGCUCAGUCGUUUUGACCUGGUUCUGGUCCUGCUGGACACCAGGAACCCGGAAUGGGACCGAAUCAUCUCCUCUUUUAUUCUGGAGGACCAAGAAGCUCCUGCUGAUCCCAGCGGUCUCUGGUCCCUGGAGAAAAUGAAAGCCUACUUCAGUCUGAUCAAGCAGCUGCAGCCUCGCGUGUCUGAGGAGGCCAACUGCAUCCUGUCCCGGUAUUACCAGCUACAGCGCCAGCGGGACGGACACAACGCCGCCCGCACAACCAUCCGCAUGCUGGAGAGUCUGAGCCGACUUGCUGAAGCACACGCCCGGCUGAUGUACAGAGAGACGGUCACCAUCCAAGAUGCUCUCACUGCCGUAUCGGUCAUGGAGUGCUCCAUGCAGGGCGGAGCUCUCCUGGGAAACGUCAACGCAUUGCUAACAACGUUUCCCAGCGACCCUGUCCAGCAGUAUCAGACCCAGUGUGAGAUGCUGCUGAAAGGACUGAACCUGCCGCUGCUGCUUCAGAAAGAGAUGGAGAACCUGCUCAGGCUAAGAAGCAACAACCCAGAGACGGCGAACUGUGAUCCAUCACUCACUUCAAACCAACAUGCCCUCCAAUGCUGUGAGGAACCAGUGGAUGGUCUGGACCAUCUGCAGGCCAGCAGCCCCUCACCGUCCCCACAUGAUGUAACACCGCCCAUGUUUACAUCAACUCAACAAACCGGGGAUGAUGCAGCUACGAGGGGCUGUUCAAAACCAUCUGCAGGAGUCCUGGAGCAAAAUGAACAGGGACAGAUGCCUGAGACAGAGGAGGAGGUGGAGAAGGAGACUCCAGGGAUGAGGCAACAGAAGGAUGCUGAGGCUGGAACACCAUCAGACCUACGGGCUAAGCUGUCAGCCUUCUGUUUCAAACCCAGGGAGAAGAAGCCAUCAGAGCACAGCAUCAGUAGGGUGGAGAAGACAGGCGGCCAUGAUGAGCGAGGCAGCCAGCUUCCGCCGGCUAAGAGGAGGAGGGAGGGGCAGGAACCAGGCCAGAACCUCCAGUCACAACAACCUCCUCAGGAAACAGCAAACGGCAAACUGCAGCAGCCCCACCAACCUACCGCUGAUGCCCAGCAACACCGGAGACCAGCAGACCAUGGUGGGGGGGGUCUGAGGAAGAGGAUGUGCUUCCAUCUGAGUCCUGGAUCCAAGCAGGCUGGCUCAGGGUUCUCCUCAUUCACUCCAGCCGACUUCCCCAAUGAUGUGCUGGACACCGACUGGGAUCAGGAGGUUUCAAAGACCCCCAGAGCCUAAGACCAUGGAUCGCCCACCACAGAAGGAACUUCUGCUUCUAAAGACUCGCCAAGAUCAACAAACGGUUCAUCUUUCUAUUUGCUUAUGGCAUAGAGUCUGUCCCAUCGGCUCCGUGCCAGGACAGACAGACCUCUGAUCAGCUAGCAAAGCCUGACUGACUGAUCCAAACAUGAUCCAUCCAUAAUAGAGGUCCAACCUCUGACCUGAAGGGGCAUCUGGACAUUUGGUCACCAUAUUUAUGAAGGUGACCAUAAAAAACUAGUUUGUUUCUCUUGAAGCCUUUAAGGCCAACAGACAAAUACGGUCUUAAGGGAACCAUGUAGAACCAGAGAGAGAGACUGCACCUAUUCCUGUUCUAGACGUCACUGCUGGUCUGCUGCAAUUAAUGGGAGGAUUAUUCCCACAAUACAGACCAUUUCUGGACUUAAGUCCAAAUAACCAGAGAGGAACUCAUAAAGGUUAAUAUCCAUGAUGUUUAUUGGUGAGAUUAAUCAAUGUUUUCCCAGUGAUCAGAUUCAUGUCCCUGAGCUCCCAGUUCACACCCAGAGCAAAGGGAGGGCAGAUGCCCUGGUUCUGACCCAGUCUGAGUCCUUCACAUCUCAUGGAGCAGCAUGGAAGAUGCUUUGAGUUUUCGGAGUAUAUUUAAUGAGUGGGUGGAAGAGAAGCCCUGCUGCUGCCCCCCCUGUCCUUCAGCUUGGACACCAUCAGGUACAACAACUCCACGAUGUUUAGAAGGACAGAGAAAACAGCCAAUGCCAGCAUGAAGACUACAAAAACAGUUUUCUCUGUGUGUCGGCUGAUGAAGCAUUG